CGGACCGCAUCGAGCAGAUAUAGAUAGAUGCUCCGACCUACAUCUGGAGAGAUCUCGCUGUCAAGACAUUUUCACCAUACUUCUCCACACUCUUUUCUCUACUCCACCACCACCACUACCGCAUCGAAGACUGUUUGACGCUUCUGCAAAGAAGUCGACACUCUUCAGAUCUUCCAUGAUGCUGUCGAAUCCACUCCACCGAUUCUCGGCAUACAAUGCCUUGCCUUCGAGCAAUACCUACAACGGCGGGCAUUUGCCCUCCAAUCACAUGCACUCGGGCCUACAUACGCUUGCCGACGGAUCACAGUACGCGCUCCAGCAACUUCAACAGCACGUCGAUGUCCACCAAAAUGGCCAAGUGCACCGAAUUCAAAAUCAAAAGCACCGCCAACAUCCAUAUGGUCCUGGGCCCACGGGGCGAUCUGCAAGCAAUGGUUCCUCGGGACCUAUUCGCCGACGGAUCAGCAGAGCCUGCGAUCAGUGCAAUCAGCUCAGAACCAAAUGUGAUGGGCAAUCUCCGUGCGCCCACUGCGUCGAAUUCGGCCUGGGCUGCGAAUAUAUUCGGGAGCGGAAGAAGCGAGGAAAAGCCUCACGCAAAGACCUGGCACAACAAGCUGCCGCCGCAGCUGCCAAUGGACAAAAAUCACCCACUGGUCAAUCUUCAGAUGAACGCACGUCUCCUACAGAAUCACGGAACGAGGCGUCUUCUACAACUUCACUGCCAGCCGAGAAUGGUGAAUUCCGCCGGCCGCAAGCAUCCCGCUCUCUCAGCCUCAACACCACGGGCCUCGACAAGAACUCUGGUCGAGAUGCCAUGAAGGGAAGGCUACGAGCUGGUAGCCUCGAGAGCUUGUCGGAGCUCCCCAACGGACAUCAGCCUCACAACAUGAAUAGUCGCGCGGAAGCCGAUCAAAUCGAAAGCCCCGCGUCCCUGAAUCUCAACGGCUAUUCGAACAUGCAUGGCUACCGGCCCGCGAUGAAUCCCCACAUGAUGAAUGGCAAUGGUGGUCAUCCCAACUUCACUGCCGGUCAGGGGUCUUUACCCGCAUACGGCGAUCUCCCAUACGGCAUUCAAGCAUCCAGUCCUACGGGACAUUACCCGGGAAAUACUCCGGGUCCCUUUCGUUUAGGCGAUAGCCCUCUCCCUGGUUUCCCUAUGGGCUCUGAUGCUACAUCACCGGGAGGGUGGAUGUCGUUGCCCUCACCAUCAAACCAGUAUCAACAACACGUGACGAACCAGAACUACAACACCACGCUCCGCUACCCCGUACUGCAGCCCCUCAUCCCGCAUCUUGGCAACAUCAUCCCUUUAUCCCUGGCCUGUGACCUUAUGGACUUGUACUUUGCGAGUUCAUCGUCGGCAUUGAUGCAUCCGACGUCUCCGUACAUUCUCGGAUACGUGUUCAGAAAGCAAUCUAUCCUGCAUCCUACCAAGCCGAGACAAUGCACCCCAGCUUUGCUGGCCAGCAUGUUGUGGGUUGUUGCCCAGACAAGUGAUGCCGCCUUCUUGACAGCACCUCCAUCAUCACGUGGACGUAUCUGUCAGAAGCUGCUCGAGCUCACUGUGGGUCUGCUGAAGCCUCUCAUCCAUGGUCCUUCCACUGGCGAGUCAUCACCCAACUUCUCCAACACGGUCAUCAAUGGCGUAGCCUUAGGUGGCCUUGGUGUUGCCAUGAAUGGCUCUGUCAACCCGGAUGGACUCAAUGGAGAGACUGGCGCCUUUGGUGCUGCUGGAACACUGGACGACGUCGUGACCUACAUUCAUCUGGCCACUGUUGUCUCAGCCAGCGAGUACAAGGGUGCUAGUCUUCGAUGGUGGAACGCAGCUUGGUCACUGGCAAGAGAGCUUAAGCUCGGAAGAGAGUUGCCAGCGUCCAUGUCGUCCCAACAACAACCAAGCGAGGUCGUCAACGACCCCGACGCAGAAGGAGAAGCUGAUGAGGACCUGCCUACACCAGGUACCAUCACGGAGGAAGAGCGUGAGGAACGCCGGAGGAUUUGGUGGCUGGUGUAUACCGUCGAUCGCCACUUGGCCCUCUGUUAUAACAGACCUCUCUUCCUGUUAGACAUUGAGUGCGACGGUCUUCUCCAGCCAAUGGACGAUACAUUAUGGCAGGCUGGAGAAUACUACACCGGUGAUUCCAACAUUCAUAUUACUUCCCCGAGUGGUACUCCACGGAUUAGAAGAAGAGGACCUAAUUUUGAGUGUACCGGUCAUAGCAUAUUCGGAUAUUUCCUACCCCUCAUGACGAUCCUUGGCGAGAUCGUAGACCUCUACCACGCCAAGAACCACCCCCGAUUCGGCGUCGGCUUCAGAUCCGCCCAAGAAUGGGACGACCACGCCAGCGAAAUCGCUCGCCAACUCGACGCCUACGGUCAAAGCCUCAAAGACUUCGAGACUCGCAAUCUCAGUCCCCAAACCGAAGAACAGCAACAGCAGCAACAACAACAAUCCGAGAAAAACAACUCGAUGGAAGGAAUCACUUCCACGCAACAACCCGAGUCAACAGAGCAACAACACAACAUCGGAACCCCUUCCGUACACUCAGUCCAUACCGCCUCCUCCGCUCACAUCUCCGAAGCCGACAUCCAGACACGAAUCGUCGUAGCUUAUGGCACGCACGUAAUGCACGUUCUCCACAUCCUACUAACAGGGAAAUGGGACCCAAUCUCCCUCCUCGACGACAACGAUCUGUGGAUCUCCUCGCAAAGCUUCAUCAACGCCACAGGUCACGCUGUCAGCGCGGCAGAAGCCAUCAACAACAUCCUCGAGUACGAUCCUGGGUUGGAAUUCAUGCCUUUCUUCUUUGGCGUGUAUCUGCUACAAGGGAGCUUCUUGCUCUUGUUAAUAGCCGAUAAACUCCAAGUCGAAGCAUCACCCAGCGUCGUCAAAGCCUGCGAGACAAUAGUUCGUGCGCACGAAGCCUGCGUCGUGACGCUGAACACCGAGUACCAGCGCAAUUUCCGCAAAGUGAUGCGUUCAGCGCUCGCUCAAGUGCGGGGCCGUGUACCUGAGGAUUUCGGCGAGCAACAAUUACGGAGGAGAGAGGUGCUAGCGUUAUAUCGAUGGACGGGAGAUGGAACUGGACUUGCUCUAUAAUCUUUCUUCUUCUCGGAUUUUUUUUUUGGAGCGGCUUUCUUCGACUGGCUGGGAAAUGACAAUAGUAAAACAAUUUUAAUUCUUGGGGGGCGCUCGAAUCGGGUUGGGAUGGGAUUGGAUGGGGUAUAUAUGAGGGAUAUGAUCAUGAAAUGAU
This is a messenger RNA of Mollisia scopiformis, 3254 nucleotides long. RefSeq lists its product as uncharacterized. The transcript has 4 exons. Bases 176 to 3100 code for a protein of 974 amino acids. The record is from RefSeq and is a predicted model, not a curated record. Gene Ontology annotation, biological process: DNA-templated transcription; regulation of DNA-templated transcription. Gene Ontology annotation, molecular function: zinc ion binding; DNA-binding transcription factor activity, RNA polymerase II-specific; DNA binding. Lineage: Eukaryota; Fungi; Ascomycota; Leotiomycetes; Helotiales; Mollisiaceae.